Molecule: messenger RNA, 1479 nt
Organism: Herpailurus yagouaroundi (jaguarundi)
Lineage: Eukaryota; Metazoa; Chordata; Mammalia; Carnivora; Felidae
Gene: ANGPTL7
Product: angiopoietin like 7
Exons: 5
Coding region: 257-1291 (344 amino acids)
Biological process (GO): blood coagulation
Source: RefSeq, a predicted model, not a curated record
AACAAUAUUUAAGAUGCUGAGUUUGUAGAGCGUUCAGGCUUGGGAAGAAAGGUACAGGGAGCCCAGUUAGGCUGCACUUUUAAACCCAAGCUUUGAGAAAGGCUAAGAAAGAGCAAGGGAGGACAGAAAGCAACAGGGUGGUGAGCCCAUCCGGAGUGAAAGUGCACAGUUGUAAUUUGCUGCAGCUUUGCAGACCUCAGCCGGGCAUAUCCAGAUCCCCCAAAGGAAGAUCCUUCCCCACCCAGGCCCACGAAAGAUGCUGAAAAAGACUCUCUCAGCUAUGACCUGGCUCUGCAUUUUCAUCACGGCCUUUGUCAGCCACCCAGCGUGGCCACAGAAGCCCCCGAAGCGCAAGACACCCGCGCAGCUCAAGGCGGCCGCCUGCUGUGAGGAGGCGAAGGAGCUCAGGGCCCAGAUUGCCAAUCUGAGCAGUCUGCUGAGCGAACUGAGCGAGAAGCAGGAGAGGGACUGGGUCAGCGUGGUCAUGCAGGUGAUGGAGCUGGAGAGCAGCACCAAGCGCAUGGAGUCACGGCUCACAGACGCGGAGAGCAAGUACUCGGAAAUGAACAACCAGAUUGACAUUAUGCAGCUACAGGCAGCACAGACUGUCACCCAGACCUCGGCAGACGCCAUCUAUGACUGCUCGUCCCUCUACCAGAAGAACUACCGCAUCUCUGGGGUGUACAAGCUUCCUCCCGAUGACUUUCUGGGCAGCCCUGAGCUGGAGGUGUUCUGUGACAUGGAGACGUCAGGCGGCGGCUGGACCACCAUCCAGAGACGAAAGAGUGGCCUCGUCUCCUUCUUCCGGGACUGGAAGCAGUACAAGCAGGGCUUUGGCAGCAUCCGUGGGGACUUCUGGCUGGGCAACGAACACAUCCACCGGCUCUCCAGACGGCCAACCCGGCUGCGUGUGGAGAUGGAGGACUGGGAGGGCAACCUGCGCCACGCCGAGUACAGCCGCUUUGCUCUGGGCAACGAACUGAACAGCUACCGCCUCUUCCUGGGGAACUACAGCGGCAACGUGGGGAACGACGCCCUCCUCUACCACAACAACACGGCCUUCAGCACCAAGGACAAGGACAACGACAACUGCCUGGACAAGUGUGCACAGCUCCGCAAAGGUGGGUACUGGUACAACUGCUGCACAGACUCCAACCUCAACGGGGUCUACUACCGCCUCGGGGAGCACAACAAGCACCUGGACGGCAUCACGUGGUACGGCUGGCAUGGCUCGAGCUACUCCCUCAGGCGCGUGGAGAUGAAAAUCCGCCCGGAAGACUUCCAGCCCUGAGUGCAGGCCUGCCGGGGGGGGGGGGGGGGGGGGCCCCGGCCAGGGAAAUGGGGACAAUCGGAGGCUGCGUGAGGGCAGGGAAGGGGAGGAAGGGAGUGGAGAAAGGGUAGGGACGGAAAAUGGCCUAGAAUCUCCAACGAGAGUCUGUCUCUAGGGAGCACAAUAAAACUGAGAGGACAAGGACGUUA